Messenger RNA from Umbelopsis ramanniana AG, 3526 nucleotides. RefSeq lists its product as uncharacterized. Bases 35 to 3289 code for a protein of 1084 amino acids. The record is from RefSeq and is a predicted model, not a curated record. Gene Ontology annotation, molecular function: ATP binding; RNA helicase activity; RNA binding. NCBI's taxonomy places the organism in Eukaryota, Fungi, Mucoromycota, Umbelopsidomycetes, Umbelopsidales, Umbelopsidaceae. Gene Ontology annotation, cellular component: nucleus. Gene Ontology annotation, biological process: maturation of 5.8S rRNA; RNA catabolic process. The transcript is spliced from 13 exons.
AUUUAGAAAAAAGUGAUUUUGCAUUGCCUUCAAAAUGUUCGAAGAAGACGGUGACGCACUGUUCGAUGUAUUCGACUCUGAAGUUCCAAUCAGUGAAUUCACUAACGGAGAACUCUCCAGUGGCACAGAUCACACUGCUGAGCAACAUAAAAAUCUGAACAAACAAAAUAAUCACAGCCGGGAUCCAUCGAACAAAAGAACAUUACAGGAUUCCGAAGUCACUAACGGCCAAAAAGAUGCCAGCAACGUUAAAGGCAAUAGAGACGACGAUGCCUCUAAUCAUGCCGUCAAAAAAUUCAAACUUACUGAAGACGCUCCUCAGCCUAUCGUUGCUGACGAGUUCGAACAGGAGAGCACUAGAGAAGUCGCUAAUAUUCCUGGCCUGCAAGGCACCGUUGCUCCAGACGGUACGGAUGGACUAGUAUUGAGCCACGCGGUCCGCCAUCAAGUCGCCUUACCACCAAACUAUCCAUAUGUCCCAAUUUCCCAGCAUGUUCCACCAAAGGAUCCCGCUCGAACAUACCCCUUCAAUUUGGAUCCAUUUCAACGUGUAUCCGUCUCAUCUAUAGAGCGUAACGAAUCCGUUCUGGUUGCCGCCCAUACGUCAGCUGGUAAGACCGUGGUCGCAGAAUAUGCCAUCGCACUUUGCCUCAGAAACAAGCAACGUGUCAUCUACACAUCUCCCAUCAAAGCUUUGUCCAAUCAAAAAUACCGUGAAUUUCAAGAAGAGUUUGGUGAUGUAGGCUUGAUGACCGGUGAUGUGACUAUCAACCCCACUGCGUCUUGUCUGGUUAUGACCACAGAAAUUUUACGGUCUAUGCUUUACCGUGGAUCUGAGAUCAUGAGAGAAGUAGCUUGGGUUGUAUUUGACGAAAUCCAUUACAUGAGAGAUUCAGAACGUGGUGUGGUUUGGGAAGAAACCAUCAUCUUACUUCCACACUCUGUCCGAUAUGUCUUCUUGUCUGCCACCAUUCCAAACGCUAUGGAAUUUGCUGAAUGGAUUUGCAAGAUUCACGAACAACCAUGUCACAUUGUAUACACUGACUUCCGGCCCACUCCACUACAACAUUACCUUUUCCCAGCCGGUGGUGACGGUAUACAUCUUGUGGUAGAUGAAAAAUCUAACUUCAGAGAAGACAAUUUCCAAAAGGCAAUUGGAAGCUUAGCUGAUGCUCAGGGAGAUGACCCCGCCAACGCUCAGGCAAAGGCCCGCAAAGGCGGAAAAUCUCACAAGGGAGGCCAGAAGGAUGGUCCAUCCGAUAUCUAUAAGAUCAUCAAAAUGAUCAUGAUGAAGAAUUACCAUCCUGUCAUCGUCUUCAGUUUCUCCAAGAGAGAAUGUGAAGCUUUGGCGCUGCAGAUGAGUAAAUUGGAUUUCAAUGAUGAAAGCGAAAGGGACAUGGUGUCUCAGGUUUUCAAAAAUGCCAUCAGCUCUCUCAAUGAAGAUGAUCGACAACUUCCUCAAAUUGAACACAUCCUUCCCCUCCUUCGCCGUGGUAUCGGAAUCCAUCAUGGUGGUCUGCUGCCCAUUUUGAAAGAAACCAUUGAGAUUCUCUUCCAAGAAGGUCUUCUGAAAGUUCUCUUUGCCACCGAAACUUUCUCCAUCGGUCUUAAUAUGCCUGCCAAGACGGUUGUCUUCACCAGCGUCCGAAAAUUCGACGGCAAGGACACUAGAUGGGUGUCGUCUGGUGAAUAUAUUCAAAUGUCUGGUCGUGCUGGUCGUCGUGGUCUUGAUGAUCGCGGUGUUGUCAUCAUGAUGAUUGACGAGAAGAUGGAGCCUGCUGUAGCCAAGGGCAUGGUCAAGGGUGAAUCCGAUCGAAUGAAUUCAGCUUUCCAUCUCAGUUACAAUAUGAUUCUCAACUUGCUUCGAGUUGAAGGUGUCAGUCCAGAAUUCAUGUUGGAUCGCUGUUUCUAUACAUUCCAAAACAACGCAAACGUUCCUCGCCUGGAAGAGGAACUCACACAGAAAGAGGCCGAAAAGUUAGCCAUGACUAUUCCCGACGAGGAUAACAUUGCUUCUUAUUACGAACUUAGACAACAAUUAGAAACCUAUUCAAAGGAUAUGAGGGACGUCAUUAAUCACCCAGCACAUUGCUUGCCAUUCUUGCAACCCGGUCGUCUGGUUCGCAUCAAGCAUGAAGAUAUAGACUUUGGAUGGAGUGUAGUUGUCAACUAUCAAAAGCAGAUUCAAAAGGGCAAAAAUCAAGAUGGAUCAGACAGAGAACCAAAAUACAUUGUCGAUUGUUUGAUGCACUGUGCUGCUGGUAGCAUUGUCGCAAAGAAUGCUGAUGGUUCUACAGUUGGCAUUCGACCACCCAAGCAAGGCGAACCUGGAGAGAUGAUUGUCGUUCCUGUCACCCUCUCCACCUUGGAUGGCAUCAGUCACGUUCGUCUCUUCCUUUCAGGCGAUCUCAAGCCCGUUGAGGAGCGAAAUAGUGUUUUGAAAUCUAUAAUGGAGGUUAAGAAGCGAUUCCCUGAAGGAAUUCCCCAAUUGGAUCCUAUUGAGAACAUGGGUAUCAAAGAUGAAGGCUUUAAGAAGCUAGUUCGCAAAAUCGAAGUAUUGGAAUCCAAGCUUUUGUCCAACCCUCUUCAUAAUUCACCCGAGCUUUCCAAACUAUAUGACAGCUAUGCCAAGAAGAUGGAGUUGACCAACCAAAUCAAGGCACUCCGCAAGCAAAUCUCACAAGCACACUCAAUUGUUCAACUGGAUGAGCUGAAAUGCAGAAAGCGAGUCAUGCGAAGACUUGGAUUUACAAGUGCAGCUGAUGUCGUUGAGAUGAAGGGAAGAGUAGCUUGCGAGAUCAGUUCCGGUGAUGAACUUCUUCUCACUGAAUUGAUGUUCCACGGUGUAUUCAACGACCUUUCUGUUGAACAAUCCGUCGCAUUGCUCAGUUGCUUUGUUUUCGACGAAAAGAGCGAAGAAACCCCACGUUUGAAGGAAGAGUUGGAAGGCCCUCUGCGUACAUUGCAGGAAGCAGCUCGUCGAAUUGCAAAGGUUUCUCAAGAAUCCAAGCUUAACGUUGACGAAGAGGAGUAUGUCAAGAAGUUCCGUCCAGAACUCAUGGAUGUGGUGUUCGCUUGGUGUCAAGGCGCAAAGUUCUCUCAAAUCUGUAAAAUGACCGACGUGUUCGAAGGUUCCUUGAUUCGUGUGUUCCGACGACUGGAAGAGCUACUUCGCCAAAUGUGCAGUGCUGCCAAGAGCAUCGGUAACACUGAAUUAGAAAACAAGUUUGCUGAAGGUAUUAACAAGCUUCAUAGAGACAUCAUCUUCGCAGCAUCUCUUUAUUUGUAAUUUUUUUUUUCAUGCUUUCGCAAUCGAGCUAUUGACUUUGGCGCACUUUGAUCCAUUUCGUACCAUCAUCAUAAAAAGUAAACCUCCCCCCUGUUACUAAUAUCAUGGAGAGUCUAUUCCUGAAGUUAAAUUAAAGCUUUCGACCUGACUCAAAUAGUCGUUCUUGAUAUUUUCAAUACUAUCAUGCAGCAUUUCGUCCGACAUGGUUGUGAAUGGUAGCAAGCGCAGCUUUUCCAC